AUGUCUGCUAAUGCUGUCGAGAUUCCAGCACCACAACCGGCUUUCAACGUUCGCGAAGAGAAGGUGGCUCAUGAGAGCCUUCAAGAGGAAGAAAAAUGGCCAAGACUCAAUAGGUUUCUGCGCUUCGCCGACGAGUAUUGGCUUCUGGAAUGGUUUGGCAUCUUUCUUGCCUUUGGUUCCAUUGCCGGCAUCGCGGCACUGCUAGGAUGGCGCGACGGCCGGCCGAGUCCCAACUGGCACUGGAAAGUUGGGAGAGGCCACCACACAAAGGAGGUUUCUAUCACGAUCAACACAAUCAUAUCCAUAUUCUCCACUGCCUUUAAGUCAGGCUUGCUUAUUCCCGUCGGUGCCUGUCUUGGACAGCUGAAAUGGAUCUGGUUCCAAGGUGGCCGCCCCUUGUCUCACUUCGCUGCCUUUGACUCGGCUGCUCGUGGGCCCCUUGGCUCGGUGGUACUUCUAUGGACUCUGCGAGGGAGACGCCUUGCAUGCUUGGGAGCUGUCAUCGUCAUUGCAUCACUGGCUAUUGACUUUGCACUGCAAGCCUUGGUCGUUUACCCACUUCGACCUGUCGAUAUCGGCAUAAUGGCAACUGUGCCGCGCGCCAACAAUUACGGGCCUCUUAUGCAGCCGGGCGAUGGACUCGAGCCCUCGAUGUAUGGAGCGAUUUUCGGAGGCGUGUACAAUUGGAAAGCCAACUAUCGAGUGCAGCCCUUCUGCACCACAGGCAAUUGCACCUUCUCUGAAAGCUAUACAAGUCUCGCAGUCUGCAGCAGUUGCCACGAUGUCACCAACGAGCUCCGGAAAACGUGCGCCACCCAAAAUUUCACUCAUACCUCGUGUGUCGAUGAUGACGUAGAGUGCGAGGACGUGCCCACAAUGGUCGAGCACACCUAUUGCAACUAUACUCUUCCUAACGGACUCGAGAUGAGUGGUCUCCCGUCAGCCAACUGGUCCUGGGCUGAGAUAGGCGGAAAUCUCGACAAGUCUGUGAACUUUGGUCGCCGAGGCAUUCUAUCGGUCUUCUCCACAAUACACGCAUCACGCGACACUGGCACUUCGGACGCAACGAUCUGGCCUGGUAGUAUCCAGGCCACGGAAUGUGGCCUUUACUACUGUGUUCAGAAACACACCAUAAACAUUGUCAACGGCUCGAUGACAGAGAGGCUUGUCGAUACGUACGAUGCCAAUCCUACCGACUACGACGAAAAUCCCGGAGAAACAGUCGUCUUCCAUCCUCCACGAUCUUGGACCAAUGUUAGCGAUGCUGCGUUCCUUGAUCCAUACGACAACACGCCCGUCGCCAAUGUUUAUAGAGCCGGCGGUUUGACUGACAUUCGCGAAGCCUUCCAUGACAUUUGGAAUGGAUCGAAAAGAGUUAUCAACGGUUUGACGGCUCCAUCUACCACUGCCCUAGCAGAUAUGACGUGGACUUGGGAACUGGACGAAUUCAGCAACUGGACACAUGCGAUUGCAUCGUCCAUGAACCUCAAUAUCCGCACCAAUGAAGCAGUCUGGGACUUCAAUCCCUUUCCCACGGCGAAUGGUACCACCUACCAGGACCAGCCAUUUAUAUCAAUCCGAUGGCCAUGGAUCACGUUGCCUGCAGUGCUUGCGGUACUUGCACUCAUCCUGCUUCUCUCGACGAUCCAUCUGUCUGCGAAGAAGGGGGCUCUUCCCUGGAAGGGCAACAGUCUAGCCCAUUUCUUCCAUCCGUUGACGAGUGGCGGUCGACACGCCAUCGCCGAGGCACAAACUCCUAGGCAGAUGCAAAGCAUGGCGGAACGUUUUCCUGUUCGCGUCCAGAAGACAGAAAGCGGGUUUAGACUCGUGGAGCAUGGCACUCCGACAGAGAUGUUGCAGCCAUCGAACCCCUUUACACCGCAAACGCCCACCUCGAGAGAAUCCCAGCAGAUGUUUGGCCCCGGUUCUGACAUGAGGAAUAGGAAGGGCGGUAAUGCUUGUUAA
This is a messenger RNA of Cladophialophora yegresii CBS 114405, 1965 nucleotides long. RefSeq lists its product as uncharacterized. The transcript is spliced from 2 exons. The record is from RefSeq and is a predicted model, not a curated record. The coding region runs from base 1 to 1965 and encodes 654 amino acids. Lineage: Eukaryota; Fungi; Ascomycota; Eurotiomycetes; Chaetothyriales; Herpotrichiellaceae.